AUGAUGGAGUCAAAACUUUGUAUUCUCGCGGGGAAUUAUUCCAGAGCAGAAGAACAUGCAGGUAAAGCUCUCAAUAUGGCAAUACAGUAUGGAUUUGAAUUAGAAAUUGGCCCAGCCCAAAAUCAGAUCGAUCGAUGUGUCUCCAGAGCAUCACAAGCUAAGCUACAGGUUUAAAAUAUUGCCAGCAGGUACGCCUGCAAUUCUACCACCAUGACGGAUUCGGCUCAGAGCGCGUCCAGAUCUGACUAAUCUUCAUAGCGCCUGUCAUACGAUGUAGAUUGUGGCAAGUUGAACUAGCAGGUCUUUAAAUAAGCAAAAUUUGAGUUUUACACUUUUCUAUAUCACUGAGGGGUAUCACUCACGCAAACUUUUGUAUUUUUUGUUACACAAAAAGGAAAAGAACAAAAAAAAAACUUCAUACUCGCAACUGUUUGAGCAAAAUUGCAUAAGGGACCCAUCCUUAUUCAUUGCCUGGGGGAGGCAGAGGAAAUCUAGAAGGAUUUCGAUUGUGUUACAGUAAAAAUUUACCUUAUCCCCCAAAGGGUCUGACGUAUUCUUGUGAUCCUCUCUUACUGGCUGUCGAUUUUCUAUACUAUUCUCUUUAUACUCUGCUGGCGACGACAGAUCACCCCUCCAUUCCCCCUGAAAAACCAUGUUCCCCAUCCCCCCCUCCCAAAAAAAAAAUCCUUCGACCACCCAACCCCUCCCCACUGGCGAUAAUUCAUGAAUGGUUCCUUAGGACUAAUGGCGUAAUUAUGAAGAGUUAAAUAGUUUUCAGAACAGUUUGCUGAACGUUAUCUAAUUAUUACACAAAAUUGUUUUUGAAUUUUCCUUCGAUUUUUUUACUAAACAAAAAAUAAAUAGGUUUUUUUGUCAUUGACCCGUGAUGAAUCAAGAAUAUUUUUUUGUGGCCUUUGUUAAUAGUGUUUUAUUACAAAAAUAUUGGAGAAAUACAGAACUCAAUCAUUUUAAUAAAAGUAGAAUUAUCUUUAAAAGAGGCGUUCAUGUUUAUAAGAUAAACAUAAAUAAUUCAACCAUUAUGUCAUGUUGAAUCAAAUACUUUUAACAUUUUGAGGCUUUUAUAAAUAUUUCAUUGACGCAUUGUUGACAAAAUACAGAAUCUACUUAUUUUUUGUCUUGUUUAGGGAGGAGGGGUUGAAUUAUUUUCACAAGAGACGUACAUUUUAGUCAAAACUAUCAGGUUAAUUCAAUCAUUGGCUAAAUGUAAAUCAAAAAUCUUUCUUUGCUGGCUUUGUAAAUAUGAUUUUAUUAUUUAGAAAGUUGAUAAAAAAUAGAAUUCAAAUAUUAAUGUUAUGUGUAAUUACCGAUACAAGAUACAUAUAUGGUUAUAUCUCCUAACCAACCAGGCCACCUCAGUCCCUUAGCUCACGCUGAAGGAAAAAAGUUACAUAUUUGUGGCUUUUGUAAAUAAUAUUUCAUAACUAACAAUAUUGAUGUUUCAGAGAAUCCAACUGGACUUUUGUGGAAUUAUCUUUACGAGAGAAAUAUGUGUUUUAUACGUGAAAACAGCCAGGCCAAUUUAAUCAUUAGCUGAUGUUAAAUAAAAAUCUUUAUCUGUAGAUAAUCAGGAAACCCCAAGAAUCAAUUUUCAGACUAAGGUAACUAAUGUUCCAUGGACAUUUUCCUAUGGUCUUCCGCAGGGAACUUUGUUCAAGCAAGCUCCUCUCUUUUAAAGACGGGGACUGUGCACAAAUAGUGCAAGGGUGAGAGGCUGAAGGAGGAGGUUUAAUUCCUGGUUAUGGGACAAUGGGAAUGGGGUCGACUUUUCACGACUGGAUUGAUUAUAAUUGGGUCGCUUUUUAAAUAAAGUUUCUAAAAUGAAGUCACACAAUUUCGGGAUUUUUGGAGUAAGAAAAUUCUGGUAAGUAGGAGUUUAAAAAUGGCUUACAUUAAGAAAAAGCUUUAUAAAGUAGCUAGAUGCAUAAACAAAAAAUUUGCUGAAUUUGGAUCACGAAAAUUAAAUUUGCCCAAAAGUGACUAAGAUAAGGUCUAUUAUUGACCACAGAAUAGACUAAAAUUGGAUAGGUGUUCUGGGAAGCCAGCUGCUUCACAACCAGCAAAAGUUGACCCAAGUACCCCCUUCCCCUCCCCUGCAUGAAAGGAAAUUAAAGUGCUUUUAACCUCAAAACAGAAACAAAAGCUUCAAAUUAAAGACCUAAUAAUAUAAUAAUAUAGAUAAGUAUAAUAACACACAUUUCACAAAUUUAGGGUUGAUGCAACAGUGUUGCAUCACAACUAAGUUGACUGCAACAUAUCAAAUAAUGGUGUCGAAGAAAGACUGGAAGUGAACGCACUCAUGAAAUGUUAGGAUUAAAUUUAACCCACGAUCUUUGCCUUAAAUUUGGUUCUUCUUUAAAGUUUUGCAGUAAACAUCUUUUAAAAGUAACAGUGUGCUAACAUAAUAACAAUUAAUCUGACGGUUUGAUCGAAUCACAAUCACAAAAUGCAAAAUUACUUACUUGCAGCCAAUUUUUAGCUCAAUAUAAAAGCGAUUGAGUUGUGAGUGAUUGGCCAGUCUUAUCAAAAGUGUGUAAAACAACGGCCCAAAUGGGCCAAAUGCAGAAAAUUAUCACCAUACCAUUAUAAAAAUUUCCCCCAUUUUCACUUUCGAUUCAAAUAACUCAACCGUUGAUCACUUUUGUUACCAGUUACCUUACGCAGUUAAGGUAAAUACAAAAAUAACCCUGUGACGUCAAAGAAAAAAAAAUGGCGGCGGGUUUCCGACCUCACUCACCGGCGCAAAUCAGUAAAUAUUCAAUCAGUUUUGACAAUUCCAAAAUUGAAACCCUGGUAAUUGGUGAUCACAACACCGUGAAUGACAACCGUUCUGGAAAUUCGACACCUUCUCAAGAAUCCUCACCAAUCCGUGAUGACGGCGAGUCGUCGGUUACGAACACGACUUUGAGCAAUCUUUCAAGAAACAGUGAUGAAGAUACCGUUUCUGGGAAUCGGGAUAACCAGUUACAGCAAUCGAGGGGAGGAUUUCACCCAAUUUGGAGCAAACUAGAAGUAUGCGCAAGAUGUUUCUAAUGGUUUGCAUACGAGUUAGACAGUGGCAGUUUUGAGAACUUCACUAUGCAUUUCACCAUGCAUUGUCCCCGCGGAUAGUGUAGUAAUGGCAAGCAAGAGCAAUGCAGAACUGUACUUUUUCAUCCUGGUCGAAAAGAAAGACAUAGCUUGCAGUGAGAAGAUGUCUUAUACUGAUACAAUAGUGAUGGAAGCUUUGGAGCCGGUUGUAUAUUGUUGUUUUGACCGAACGCACAAUGUCACUUGCUGGGUUCGAAUAAAAUAUUUCUGCACUUGAUGCGAGCGCUUUGCUUCUGCAUAAUUAUGAUAAGCUAUCUCGUAUUUUUUCAUGUAUAUUAUUAAGACGUAAGCACAUGAUUUUUCUCGAGAAAUUUGGUGUAAAUAAGCACUUGUAAAUUUAAACUUAAGACCACAAAAUGCAAUUUUGUUAGUCUGUGAAAAAAUAUUAGAGAAAUAAGGCUUCAAAAUCUUACAAUGUAACUAAAAACAUUAAAUCUGAGAAUUACGUAAGCUUAAGAGUCAUUUCGUUUCCUAAAGCUUUUGUGAAUGAUCUUCUAAUCUGUAAUAUCAAUCGUGAGAAGUGGAUAAAUGAAAACAUAGAGGAAUUACCAAAAUAUGCGAUUGAAUCAAUCGGGCGUGAAAUUCCGCCUAAUACAGGCGCCAAUGCGACUAAAUUUUUCACUUUGGCGACCAAAUCCUGAAAGUUAGUCGCCAAAUUGGCGACUAGAACGUUUCAUCAUAACCUUACCAAGAGAUAUAGUGAAUUAAAAAGAUUUGCAAAGAUAAAUCCGCGGCAAACUUCCUCGUUAAGUUUGUUUCUAAAACGUAGCACGUGCUUCUCGAUUGGUAACUAGACGCCAUCUUGGAUUUAGAUGAGCCUAAACGUUGUAUAUCAUCCAUCCUAGUGUCCACUUUGUAGCACGUUAAAGAUCUUUUCCGUAACUUAAUUUUGGAGGGUCUAUCUAGAACGCUGACAGCGUAAAGAAAGAUUUUGUUUGUCUUUGAAAAUGGCGACUAACUUUUUUUGAAUUGGCUACCACUUUGAAGAAUUUAGGAGCCAAGUGGCUAUCAGAAAAAAAAGUUAAUUUCACGCCCUGUUGAUGUGACCAGCUAAGGAAUACUUCACUCAAGCAACAUCCAGACAAGACCUCUACACACGAUGCUAUCAACGGAGAAAGGAUUUUGUGAAUUUCAAGUUCACCUAACAGUAGUUAAUUGCAUAUUAUGGCAAUAAUGACACAAAGGUUAACUUUCAUGGGACUAAUUCCAAUUAGCUCCUCUCAUUGCCAGAGUGUAUUGAAAUACCUUUACAAAAGUCAAGUGUCAUCCUCAAACUCAGGACAAUGCAGGGCAUCCACGUUUCAGUGUCACAUAAUUGUUAAUUGUUAAACGUGAAAAGAGAAAAAAUAAAGAAACAACGUAUUUCCUAGAAUUUUCUUGCCUCCAAGGUAUACCUCUAACAGGGAUUAGAGACUUACCUCUAAAGUUGACCAGGUCCCCAUGCUGUGUUCUUAUGAAGUUACACAGUCAUGAGGCUCAAGUGUUUCACUCCACUUAGAAGUAUAAAUUUUAUAAUGAGUUUAACCCUUAUUGGGAAUGAAAGUUUAAAAAACUGUUAGGCAAGCCUGGCAAAUAUUUGAAGCUUAAUAUUAUAUUAAGGAGGAGUAGCAGUUUUUUCUAGUAAUAAUAUCAUAACCAGUACAAUUUCCUCAGCUGUGAUUGGUGCAUUAGCUGCUUUACUUUUCACCAGUUAUUUUAUAAGAAACUGUUAAGGAAACCUGGCAAACACUUGAAGCUUAAUAUUGUAAUGGUUUGGAAUGCAAUUUAGGGAGGAGUAGCAGUUUUUUCCUGUAAUAAUAUCAUAACCAGUACAAUUUCCUCAGCUGUGGUUGGUGCAUUAGCUGCUUUACUUUUCACCAGUUAUUUUAUAGAAAUGUGAUUGGACAGUGAAAUCCGAUAGUUGGCUUUUAUCGGACAGUUAAAGCAGCCAAUCAUACUAUAUCUGCUCAGUUAAAUUCACUAAUCACAUAAUUGCUUUCAAUAACCAUGGCAACAAGCAUUUACCCAACCAAAGUGGGGCACUUCCAAAAUUGAGGACUUUUAUAGUUUAGACAAUGUCUCUAUUGAAAAUAUUUUCUUGAAAAUUAAACAUGGUUAUGAUUAAUUGGUAAGAGAACUCUGUGUUGUCCAAUUUGGUCUGUAAUCAUACAUGUGAAUUACAUUCACCAGACUCCUGCUUUUUGGUCAUCCAAUUUUGUAAAUCACUUGUCCUAUUACCAUAAUUAAUCCUAGGGGAUAAGCACCAGCAGCAAGGGCCAAGCUUCUACAGUGCAGGCAGCUAGCAGUACUUGGUUAAUGUUUUUCUUUGGGUUCCAGGCUUUCUGCAGAAAUCUUUCAAUUAAUUUUUCUUUGUUGCCACAUAUGUCUUCAAAUAUUCAUGUUCCUCUGCAGCUUCAAUUCCAUUUUGCAAUUGCAAAUAAAAAGUAUAUUAAUUUUAUGAAUGAAAAAAGGAACGACUUGGGAAGAAAGGGAUAACACAAAAUAUAUUUUGUUCCCCCUGUCAACAUAUUAAGUUUUAUUAGCAUUCAUUUGAACUUAACUAGGCAAUUGGUAUUAUUGUCUCAUAAAAAAAGAAUGUGUGCCAAUUCGUGUAUAAGCAAAUACUCUUGCUACUAAGAAAUGGGAAAAAAAAAUUUGUUUUUAUCAAGUUAGACAGGUCAUUUAGUACCUGUACCCUGCUGACCAGUAUGUCAGAGUUGGCUCUCAAGCAUUGAGAAUGAGUAUGAUUGAUAAAAAAUAUAGGGUUCCUAGCUGGGUGCUUGCCAUGAAAAUGAACCACCUCUAAAUACCAAGUGAAAUAAGAUGCAUUUGGACACUUCUGGUGACACAAGAUCAAUCCUAGACCAUGUGCCUAUGCACACCAAUUAUAACUUCUUGUUUGCUUUUGUCUAUUUUCUUUUUCAACUCUGAUUAUUGGGAGUGGUCUAAAUAGGCUGCAGAAAUGAUAGAAAACGCAUCUACAAGUACAUCUAAUUUAACACUCAUUCUAUUACCAAUUGCCUAACAUGAGUUUUAAGCCUCAGAUUAGAGAUUAAAAAUGUUUGAAACACCAGUAGUGCUGAUCCAUGUUUUACAACCAUAGAAAGAUGAGAAAACACUCCCUCAAACUCAGUUUAGGACCUUGAUAGAAAAGUCACUGUUUCAUACUGUAGCCUUCCCAUCAGGGGUGGGGGGAGAGGUUUACCUCUUCCCCAUUCCCCCUCUUCCUCCUUCCCUCCGUUGUUUUUAAAUUGCUUUUUGGUCUCUUUUGCCCUGAUGUAACUCAAGCAAAUCCCUCCUAGCUUGAAAUGAAAUGGAAAAAAAAAAGACUGGUCAAUCAGCUGAGGUCAUUAAUUUUCAUAAUAUACCAUUCACUGCCAAAAGAAAGGGUAAUUUUGAAAGCAAGUGCCAUCUUAAACUGACACCUAUGGGUUUCAAACAACUUUACCUAAAUGUCCCAUUUAAAGUGACAUUACCCUUGAAAUUUUCCCACACAAGCACUCAACAGGACUUUAUGGGAAAACUCAAAUGUAUAUAAACAGCACACUUGCCACGAAAAACAGAUAUUUUCGAUACCACAUCGGUUUGACGUUAAAACUUGUCCUUGAAAUUUUCGCAAAGAAGGAAGAAGUUGUUAUUCAGCUGAGCCACUUAUUUGACUAUUAGUUAAUAUGUACAUGUAUCACAAACAUAGCACCAACAACAAAUUUCUUGCACUUCAUUUUUACUUGAUUGCGAUAACUAGGUCGUUUCAAUCAUUGAGAACUAUGAAACUUUUUGACAAUUCAGUUUUUGGAAUUUUAGAAAGCAACAAUCCAAAAAUUUUAAAAAACUACUUUCUGACUUCCAUGAUCAGAGAAGGUCUCUACUACUUAAGUUAUAAUGUACUUGUAGUAAAUGUAAUAUCAACCAAAUACAAAUGUGUAUUUGGUUGAUACAAACAUAGUUUUUGUUGAUUAAUUAUUACAUAACUAAUUCGCAUUUGGAAAAACCGAAUAUUAGAGAAAUAAGAUUUCAAAAUCUGACAAUGUAACUAAACACAUCCAUUCUGAGGAUUAAGUAAGCUUAAGAGUCACUUCGUUUCUUAAAGCUUUUAUAGAUGAACUUCCAAACUGUAAUAUCACUCGUGUAAAGUUGAUAGAUGAAAACAUGGAGGAAUUACAAAAAUAUGUAAUUGAUAUGACCAUCUCAGGAAUACCUCACUCGAGCAACAACCAGACAAGACUUCGACAAAAGUUCCUUUCAGUGGAGGAAGGAUUUUGUGAAUUUCAAGUCUACAUAACAGCAGUUAAUUGCAUUUUAUAGUAAUAACGACACAGAGGUUACCUUUCAUUAGACUCAUUCCAAUUAGCUCCCCUCAUUGCCAGAGUGCAUUGAAAUAUCUUUACAAAAGUCAGGUGUCAUCCUCAAACUCAGGACAAUGCAGGAUAUCCAUGUUUCAGUGUCACGUAAUUGUGAAUUGUUGGGGUUACGGGCAAGAAGUAGAGAGACCAGGGCAACGAGAAUUUCUAUUCAAAACGUUACCUUACUUGAGCAGAAUUUAUAAAAGAAUUUACCAAAUAACAUUCGCUUCAAUAUUUUGUAGUCUGAGAACUUUGCAUGGGUUGUUUCAUAAAAUUCAAUGCAAAAUCUCCCUAACAAUGGGAUUGUUGCAUUGCCAAAUGAUCGGAUGCAACUGCAUAACAAAGAUUCACACUCAACACUUCCUAGACGAUACAAGCUAUGUUUGCACAUAUUGGACAAUUUGAUGAGCACUAUAAAGCCAAAAGUUCAAAACAAUGAAAACCGCCAACAUUGUAGUUAAAGUUUUCUCCGUUUGCUCACUCUAUUUUCCAAGCUGCCGCAAAUUUCGUGGACUCAACAAUUACCUCCACUCUGCCUCCGCGCCGCGGGGCGCCAGAAAAAGAAACGUGAAAAGAGAAAAAAGAAAGAAACGACGUAUUUCCUACUAGAGAGUCCACGAACAAUUAGAAAUGCUUAUGUCCAGUUUCUUGGAUAAAGAAAUGUUUACCUUCCCGAAGAAAAUAAUUAGGUAACGCCAUGCACAGUAAUGUUUCCUUUCCCCUGUGACUUUGAGUAUAAAUACACAUUCAUUGGUCAUGUUCAGCACACCAUAACAAAAACACAUUACGGAUUGGUUACCCGCAUCAUGACGUAAUCAUUUGACUCCACUCGCGAUCUUCGCUUUUAAAUGACAAUCGCUCAAUAUGGAUCAGUUCUAAUUUAUGUUGGAGUGCUAAAAUCGCGCUUACUUUUCUCUCUCUUACCUCACAUGGGAAGUAAUAAACAGUAAUAUACAGUCCACCUACCAUGGGAAAUGUUUUGAGUUUAUUGUCCUGCUUUGGUAGAAGACGGGAAAACGCACUCAACCGGAAUCAGAGAGGAAGCAGAGGUGAGGCCUUGAAUGGAACAGCUAACGCACAGAAAAAAAACACGAACGCCAACAUAAACAUUUGCAGUGCACGAUUCGUUAACAUCGGUAACGAAAACACGAUCAACAUACAAGCAACAGGAUUUGACGCUAUUUCGGUUGUUUAUGCUACUGAAGAGCAAGGGAAGCAGACCUCCAUUAACCAAGAACGUCAAGUAAGCUCACCUGCAAAUAAAAACAUCAUAUCCGAUAUGGUUCUUCUCGGGGAAGGAAACAAAAUAUAUCUAUCGAACAUAGAUCAAAUGAUCCUCGUUGACUUGCAAGGAAACGUUACGCAGGUGUUUCCUCUUGUACCUGAAAUCCUUCAACUGCCACUGCGCGAAGUUGAUUCACGCAGUCAAAGAUUGUUCGAAGUAAUGGUCGAAAUAAUCAAUAUUUUGUAUCCUCUGCGCGACAGAGGGAAAUGGCAAGAAUUUGAAUACGCUUUGGGGAAGUUAAAUUUCAAAUACAAUUUAUAUUCUGAGAUUCAAUGUUUUCUCUUGAUAGAAGAUGGUGUGCGGUUAACGUAUCAAAAACAACUAGAAAAAGCGAAAAAAUUGGCAAAAGCAGCUGUAAGCAUCAUAGACAAUAGUGAACUCAAUGAAGCGUUGCGAAAUGUUUUAAGAGUUCUUGCAAAUGUUGCUUCGGCAAGCAUAUUUCGACGCCAGCCCAAGAGGAAACUAGGCAAAGCGUUUAAAUGCUUGGAGAAAGCUAAGGAAAGUGCAGUGAAGCUGAAAGGCUUGAAUUUAACCAUACCCAAGUUUGCUGUAGCUAUUCUCACCCAUGAACAAGCGCGCUGUAACAUGGAAUUUGCCAAAAUUAAAUCCAAAGAGUGUAUCCGAGCAGAGGCACAAAGGUUCUUUGGCCUUUCUAUAGACCGGUUCAGAGAUCUAUCAAGUGAAAAUUUGUACUCGGCGAGACAAUGCUUUGCGCUAAUCUAUCUGGCAAGUUUAGCCCUACCUUCAAGUAUGGCCACAUCCCAAGAGGGCAAUCGUCAGAUCAUUCCCAAGAAGGAUUCAUCAAGAGCUCAAAAGCUUCUCUGUGAAUUUGACAGAAGUACCCAGCUUCUCGGUGAAAUUCCGAUUGCUGCAGGAAUAAAACACGCCAUUACAAGAUCGGAACUUUGCUUCCUCAAGAGGAAUUACUCCAAGGCUAGAGAGUAUGGAUGUCAAGCUUUGCAAAUUGCACAGGAAUAUGGAUUUGAGUUAGAAACAGUCCUUGCUCAAAAAAAUCUGAACCAAAUCUGUCGAUACUCAGCCUAUCGUAUUCCUAAAACAACAACAUCGAAGCUACAGGAAAAAGCAACCUCUAGUAACUACACGUGUAGUUCCACAGAUUCUGAUCAAAGAUUAUCAUAA
This is a messenger RNA of Pocillopora meandrina, 9855 nucleotides long. The record is from the annotation of a GenBank genome assembly. Lineage: Eukaryota; Metazoa; Cnidaria; Anthozoa; Scleractinia; Pocilloporidae.